AUGACUCCCGUAGUUUUGUAUGACGCAGGAAACACUCAGAGGACAUCAAACUACACUGUUGUUCAGUGGCCGACAGUAUCAGAUCCAGUCCGUCCAGGAGACUCUGUGACUCUCCAGUGUUCAGUCCUCUCCGACUCUGGGAACAAGACGUGUCCAGGAGAUGACAGUGUGUUCUGGUUCAGAGCUAGAUCGAAUAAAUCUUAUCCGGACAUCAUCUACACUGAUGGAAGAAGACAUAAUGAAUGUGACAAGAGAUCUGACACUCAGAAGAGUUGUGUUUAUCGCUUCUCUAAGAACAUCAGCUCCUCUGAUGCUGGGACUUACUACUGUGCUGUGGCCACAUGUGGGGAGAUUUUAUUUGGAGAUGGAACUAAACUGGACAUUGAAGGAACCAGCGUGUGGUCACAUAAGGCCAACACAAUUAUUUUCUUGGUUAUCUCGGCCAUAAGUCUGAUUGUUAUAGCCUUCCUCAUUUACGAAAUCCAGAGAAACAACGCUGUUGUUGCCGGGCAAAAACACAGUGGUGGUCAGAAAAUUCCACAGAAUGAAGACAGAAGUAUUUAUUCUGCUGUCGUCUUCACUGUGAUGAAAACUGGAAGUGUGCGGAUAAAGGAUUCAAAAGCAGCAGAGAGACAGAGGCCCGCUGCUGUCAAGGCUUUUGGGUUGGAUUAG
This is a messenger RNA of Perca fluviatilis (European perch), 672 nucleotides long. RefSeq lists its product as uncharacterized. Gene Ontology annotation, biological process: response to bacterium. Bases 1 to 672 code for a protein of 223 amino acids. The record is from RefSeq and is a predicted model, not a curated record. The transcript is spliced from 5 exons. NCBI's taxonomy places the organism in Eukaryota, Metazoa, Chordata, Actinopteri, Perciformes, Percidae.